AUGUUUAGAUUUCGAGUUGGGCCUGUGAAAGGCACCGAUAUAAAUUCGGCUGAGACCCUAGUGGAAGUUAUUUGCGCAAUAACUAGCGUCAAUGCGGGAUUAGGUUUUUUCAAAGUAGAGAGCUCAUCGGAUUUGAUAUUGGGGGCAGCUCUGAUAAAAGACUUUGAUUGCUUCAAGGUAAGGAACGGUUAUUCUUCCGCAUUCGUGGUUAUUCAUUCGUCAAAUCAAUUUUUAGCCUCAAGGCCGGUCUUUGGUAUUUUGUCCCCAGGAACUCAGCAUAAUAUUUGGACACUAUAUAAAUUGGCAGAUGGUGCUCGCAUAGGUGAGAGCAUGAUAAAGAUGCGUGGUGGCAAUCCUUUGGUAUCAGAGGCCCCAUCAUCAUCUUAUGAUUUCCCCAGAAUCAAAAAGAGCGGUUUGGCAAUCAAGAGUUCCAGUUGUCGCCUCUCUUUACGCAUGAGUCCUCCGAACAUCAAACUAUCAGCAAGUUUUAGUUCCCCUUCAAAACUUUCCCAAAUUGAUCCCCAUGCGUUCCUGGCAGAAAGGUAUUAUUCAACCCUUUACCAGCGCACAAUUCCCCUACAAUUUUUUGCCAAAACUGCCCUUCCAAGAGUCCAUGUGCUAUCCCACUCAAAUAUUCAUUUAGCUCGCGAGACGAUCUCUUCGUUUAUUAUUCGUUCAAUGACGAGCUUCAAUCAGCGGUUUGAGUUUUCCCGAUCAUCAUGUACAUCCUCAUUGAACCUACUAAACGAUGAUGAACUCAGCUAUCGUGUUGACUUUUUUCGUAAUUCCAGCGGCGAUUCUGAUGAACAAUUUCGAGCGUCAUUGGAAGAUCUCAAACUAAGAGAGGCCAAACUACAAGUAAUCCUUAACUUGGAACUGCUAAGGCUGCUGGAUGGCGGAAAGUACCAUCAAAAGCCAACAAUCAGGAAAUUGGGCGUUGUAUAUACAAAACGAUCUUUGGUGGGUCGCAAAAAAAGACUGAUACCGACGUUAAUUGGAACCGCGAUCCCUGUUCACGCAAGAUUUACGACGGACCUAAGAAAAUUUCAAGAUGACUCAAGCAAUGAACUUACUUCGGAUCUCCUAAUGACAAACAUCAACGCUUUGAUGGAUAAAUUAUGCGUUCACGAUGCGAUAAUUGGACUAUCAUCGAUUGAGGAUGAUUCAACCUAUAGGUUCUUAGUGAAUUCUGUUGCUCCAUUUUUUCAAAAGUCACAUCCAAAGCUAGUCAGAGAGCUACUAAAUAAAUCCAAAGGACCUUCAGUCUCUAAGAAAUCAAGAUACUCUCAUGAAGGGCAUUUGAAGACCAUUCACUCUCCACCGCCGAAACCCAAAAGCGCCAAUCGUUCGGACACAUCAAUUCUUGGUAACUCAUUAGAGUUUUCCGAUUUGAAGCUAAAACGUAAAGCAUCCAAUUUAGGAAUGACGCAAAACCUAUCAAAGAAGACAUUUGAUAUGAUCAAAAGUACUUCAAUCACUCAACAAUUGUCCACUUCGCAAACUGGAAUUGAAUCACAGCCUCUGUUGCAAACUGCAUCAAAUUCAAGUAAGACGCGCAUCAGCAGAAUAUCCACAUUCGAGAAGUCUGCAAUUUUCAGUCAUAGAAAACGACACAUACCUUCAAAACAUUAUGACAAUACGGAAGUGCAAACUAACUCGUAUACAGAGGUGGAAGCCACACCUGUGAAAAAACCACAUGCUUCCCUGGAAGUUUAUGCAUCUCCCUGUGACCUCAAGACAACUAUGAAUGAUAUCUCUCCAAUACACACUAACAAGAUUUCCGAUACUUACGUCAGUGGUACCCCCCUGAAAAUUAAUGCACAGGAAAACGAAAACAUCAUACAAACUAUUGAAAAUCUGUCCACAGCUUCACCCUCGAAAUGCGCUGAAACAUCAAGGGGCAUCUUUGCAAACGAAAUACGUGACAGCUUUGCACCAUGUCUAUUGCCCGAAUUAGGCCCUCCUCUGCCUCACUCAUUAACAAAACACAAAUCUAGCUUGCAACGCCAAUCAGAAAUCUCAAGUGCCAACGAGCACUGUACUACUAAAAGAAAGUUGACCUUCAGCUGA
Messenger RNA from Ogataea angusta, 2070 nucleotides. RefSeq lists its product as uncharacterized. NCBI's taxonomy places the organism in Eukaryota, Fungi, Ascomycota, Pichiomycetes, Pichiales, Pichiaceae. Bases 1 to 2070 code for a protein of 689 amino acids. Gene Ontology annotation, cellular component: DNA replication preinitiation complex. The transcript has a single exon. Gene Ontology annotation, biological process: DNA replication initiation. The record is from RefSeq and is a predicted model, not a curated record.